GUUAUUGAAUGAACCGUUGUUUUGGUUAUUGUUUAUAAGUGUUGGAAGUGCUAAAUAAUUGUGCAGAAUGGAGGUCAGUUAAUUUCAUUCGUAGUUUUAACGUAUUUAUCUGCCUCUUGUAUAGAUAUAAAUUCACAUUUUGUCAAUUGCAUAUUUUAACAAUAAAAAGCUAAUGGAGGAAUCUUGUGGUGCUCAAUACGCCUUACAAAUAGCCCUGCAAACUUUAAGGGAAAGAUGUCAUCAAUUUCAACAGAGAAUUGCCGUCCUCGAAGAGGAAAACCUAAACCUAAGAUGCAAAGCUAGCAUUAGAUCGGAGCAAGCUGAUUCGUCCCUUUCCGAAGUGGAUUCAUUAAGACAACAAGUGUCACAAUUAACGGAGCAUAACUUGCAGCUAACUAGUAACGUCUUAAUGGUAUCCGCCGAAAAUCGUCAGUUGUGGAAUAGACUAUCAAGGUUGACGCGCGCCAAUGAAAAUUUAGGCUCCAAACUGCAUAAAAUCAGUGACACUCUGUCGAACGUUACGUUGUCUAAUUCCCAAUCAACUUUAGUACGUUCAAAGACGUUCACUCAAGAGGAGCCACAUGUGAAAGUUGUACCGAGGAAUGUGACGGACGAAAAUAAUCGAAUUAGUUUAGAACUGGAAGACAUAUCGCUAAAGUUAAUGUGUAACAUUGCGAAGGAAAAAAGUGAGUUAGAGUUGCAGUGUUCGCAAAUGACCGAAUUACAAAAUAAUGAAUUUAUAAACACAUUCGCAUUUGCUUAUUCCGCUGAGGAAGUAGACAAUACCAUUUUAGAUGAAUUCGAUCAAUAUUUAAUGAAUUUGAAGAAUAUUAAGCACGUUUUAACACAAGAGAAAGGGAAACUGCAGAAGAAUCUAAACGAUUUAAAUUCAUUGUCAGUUUAUUACCAGUCUACUUCGGUUAAACCUCCAAUCGAUAAGGUGUCAACGUUUGUACAAACAAAUGCACAGGAAUUGGUGGACGAAGUGGCUGCUUCUGCAGUCACUAAUGAAGCGAGCAAGAUGGACACUUGUACAAAAAUAUGCCCGAUGUGUAGUAAAGUAUUUAAGGGUAAUGUUACUUUUAGAGAAUUUCAAGAUCAUGUCGAAAACCAUUUUACUUCUGAUACAGAGACAUUUGAUGUAAUUUGAGUGGAAAUUUACUCAUAAUGAUCCGCAAAAACCUUGUGAUAUGACAAAUUUCUCAAAUGUGUCAGGUUAUUCCAUAUGCAAGUCUAUUUAUGAUUAUAUUUUAAUAAAUAUUUUUGUUAUUA
Messenger RNA from Photinus pyralis (common eastern firefly), 1272 nucleotides. Its product is annotated as protein spindle-F. The record is from RefSeq and is a predicted model, not a curated record. NCBI's taxonomy places the organism in Eukaryota, Metazoa, Arthropoda, Insecta, Coleoptera, Lampyridae. The transcript has 2 exons. Bases 173 to 1150 code for a protein of 325 amino acids.